Messenger RNA from Chinchilla lanigera (long-tailed chinchilla), 2877 nucleotides. RefSeq names its product cyclin J-like (gene Ccnjl). Gene Ontology annotation, molecular function: cyclin-dependent protein serine/threonine kinase regulator activity. NCBI's taxonomy places the organism in Eukaryota, Metazoa, Chordata, Mammalia, Rodentia, Chinchillidae. Gene Ontology annotation, cellular component: cyclin-dependent protein kinase holoenzyme complex; cytoplasm; nucleus. The record is from RefSeq and is a predicted model, not a curated record. Gene Ontology annotation, biological process: mitotic cell cycle phase transition; regulation of cyclin-dependent protein serine/threonine kinase activity.
GGCGGGGAGGCGCCCGGCGGCCGCAGCCCCGCGCCGGGAGCGGGAUGCGGUGCGCCCCGAGACCCCGGUAGCCGCGCGGCGCGGCGCUGCAGUCGCGGUGAUGGAUGAGCCCUGGUGGGAAGGGCGCGUCGCCUCGGACGUCCACUGCACCCUGCGCGAGAAGGAACUGAAGCUGCCCACCUUCCAAGCCCACUCCCCGCUCCUGAAGAGCCGCCGGUUCUUUGUGGACAUCCUGACUCUGCUGAGCAGCCACUGCCGGCUGUGCCCUGCGGCCCGGCACCUGGCCAUCUACCUGCUGGACCACUUCCUGGACCGCUACAACAUCCCCACCUCCAAGCAGCUGUACACUGUGGCCAUCUCCUGCCUCCUGCUCGCCAGUAAGUUUGAGGAUAGAGAAGACCAUGUGCCCAAGCUGGAGCAGAUAAACGGCACGAGGGUCCUGAGCAGCCAGAACUUUGCCCUGACCAAGAAGGAGCUGCUGAGCACGGAGCUGCUGCUCCUGGAGGCCUUCAGCUGGAACCUCUGCCUGCCCACGCCCGCCCACUUCCUGGACUACUACCUCUUGGCCUCCGUCAGCCAGAAGGAUCACCACUGCCACACCUGGCCCAGCGCCUGCCCCCGCAAAACCAAAGAGUGUCUCAAGGAGUACGCUCACUACUUCCUUGAGGUCACCCUGCAAGAUCACGUAUUCUACAAAUUCCAGCCCUCUGUGGUCGCUGCUGCCUGCGUUGGGGCCUCCAGGAUCUGCCUGCAGCUUUCUCCCUGCUGGACCAGAGAGCUGCAGAGAAUCUCGAACUAUUCCCUGGAACAUCUCAGUGCCUGCAUCGAAAUCCUGCUGGUAGCGUACGACAGUGUCCUCAAGGAUGCCCUUGCGGUCAAGAGCCAGGCCUUGGCAGUGGUGCCAGGCACGCCACCAACCCCCGCCCAAGUGCUGUUCCAGCCGCCCGCCUACCCCGCGCUCAGCCAGCCAUCGGCCAGCCUGGCCCGGCUGCAGACGCCCGUGCAUGACCUGUGCUUGGCCUACCGGGACUCACUGCAGGCCCACCCUGCCGGGAGCCUGCUCUCCUCAGGUGCGAGCGUGUCCCUCCACCGCCCAUACCCGGCCCUGCAGCCCCUGGACCUGUGUCCCGUGCCCGUCCCCGUGUCCCUCAGCGUGCAGACGGCCAUAGCGGCCGAGCCCAGGCACUGCCUUGCCACCACCUACGGAAGCAGCUACUUCAGCAGCGGCCACAUGUUUCCCGCUGGCUGCUUUGACAGCUAGGCCCCAUGCGGGAAGCCUGGAAGCCCCAGGUGGAGGAAGAGAGCGCCGCAGAGAAGAGCUGAGCUAGCGGCGGCAGCGAGGAGGCCAUCCCUGCAGAGCCACGGAUGAGGAGGGGUCGUGCUCUUUUCACGUAAAGCUAGCCUGCAGUGAAACAUUCAGGGACACACCUUGCUAGAGAGCAUCCCUCGGAAACCCUCUUGCACACAGGCCUGGGGUACAGAGAGGCGGCCGGUGGCCAGUCUCAAGCAAGGUUCCACUGAAUCAAGAAAGUCUUGGUAAGAGGCCACGGGAUGCGGAGCUGCACACUCGCCCACAAGCACGUCCAAUUUUAGCCUCAGACGUCUCUACUCCUUGCUGACGGCAGCUGCACCGCUGAAAACAGAAGGUGCACCCUGACGCAAGCUCAGGAUCCCCGCAUCAUCGAUGCCGCCGCCUUCCCGGGCGCUUUCUGUCCCUGGCUCCAGCCCGGAAGGGCUCUGGGUGUGCUUGUGCCUGAGCGCCUGCCUGCCAGGUCCAGCGGGGGGCUCUCGCCUCUGGUGUUGACCCUGAAGCCUUCCAGACCUCGUAGGUAUUUCAUGUGCUGCUGCUUCUCCAAGUGACCUAGCUUUCUGUCCUGCAAGAUGUCUUGUUUACAUACUGCAUCAGGGAUGUUGUGAUACUUGAAAAUUCCUUAAAAGAAAAGAAAAAAAUCACGAUGGCCACAUUUCCCGUUCCAGGUGAGGCUGUUUUACCUCGGCUUGUGAGGGCCCCGUGGGUAACAGCAGAACUUCCUUUCCAGAAGCGGAUGGUUAGAGGGAGAAACCCUCCCCGGGUUCCCCGUUCCAGAAGAGUCCACGUCUUGAAUCAUGUCUUCAUCUAUAGAAUUUUGCUAAUGACACGAGGGGAAAAAGGUGUUAAAGACAAAGGCUUGGAGCGGGCAAUCCCACCUCCCUCCACCGCAUGCUUCUCGUCCGUGGGGUUCACCCAGCCAAGGCCAGCGUGGACUGUUUGUCUACUGCCGCCUGGAUUUGGGGUGUGGGUGUGGGUAUGGGACGCUGCCUCUGCCACCACCGGGCAGCAGGGCUUAGUGGACAGAAAGCCAGUGUUGGUUUGGGGUUGUUUGGGGUUCUGCAGCAGAAGGGAUCUCAGGAAGACUCUUACAACCAUGUGCAAUAUGUUUUAUUUCCUAGCUUGGGCUCAGCGUGUUGUUUUGGUUGGUUUGUUGUCGGGGGACACUGUUCACCCAUCAGAACUGGGAGGUGCAAAGGACCACAGAAGCAAUUUGUAUUUUUUUGCUGUUUGUUUUUUAAGAAGAAGCCUUGUUGGUUUUCUCAUCUCUUUAGCCGGUCAAGGUUACGGUGGGGGGCGGGGAGAGCGCCAGCAAGGAUCCAAAGAUGGUGAAGCUUUUCACCCAGACAGGAAUCUCAGCGUGGAAGAGAGCUAGCCAUGGAUAAGGCACUGCGGCUUUGUAACUCUAGCAUAGGAAACUGCACGAUCAGUUUGUUGUUUUUCUUUCUCCUUUGCCGACCUCAGGUUAUUGUAUCUGUCUACUCAGGGGCUGGGGGCUUGGGAGGGGCUCCCUCAGUCAGACCAGCUCCCGAAAAUAGGCAUCCUGCAAUAAACACGUCACCUGCUCA